This is a messenger RNA of Hydatigera taeniaeformis, 1590 nucleotides long. NCBI's taxonomy places the organism in Eukaryota, Metazoa, Platyhelminthes, Cestoda, Cyclophyllidea, Taeniidae. The record is from the annotation of a GenBank genome assembly.
AUGUUUGGGUGUUUGUUUCCCCGCAACUUAAAAUUCAGCACCUAUUUAAACGGGGUGACGGAUGUGGAAGUCCAAGUCUGCGUGGAUGUCAAAAAGGAAGAAAAGCACAGCAAAAAGGUGGUAGCAGCAAAGAAGAAGCAAACCGGCACCUGGUCCGUUUGUCGGUGGCUCCUUUCUCGUUGUCAUGGUGGCAGACAUUACCGAUGGCGUCGACAACAUCCACGCACAUUUCAGAGUUGCUGUAGUCGAGAGAGUGGAAAAUUUCUCACCACUCUCUACUGCCUUGUAAAGUGCCUCUACGUGGUGAAUGCGGUGGGUCAGAUCUACCUGAUGGAGCGUUUUGUUGGUGCACGAGUCACCUUCUACGGCGCUGCGGUGUUGGCUGAUCUUGUGCGUGGUCGAGAUUGGCAACAAUCGGGUCACUUUCCUCGUGUGACCUUCUGUGAUAUGGAAGCCAAAAAACUCGGAAAAAAUCACGUGUUAAUGGAGCACUUUAAGCUGUGUUUAGAACCGCAGCAGAUCCUCACUUGUAUCGUGUCAUCCGCAGCGAAGGUAUGGUGUCAGCGCCUGAAGGAGUGCAACAUUUCUGACGCGCCUGACCACUUCAUUCCACGUCAUAGCGCUCCACUGCGGUCCUAUCCUGACAGGGCCCUAAGAAGUUCCAGUGGUGAGCGUGAUCGAACCACUGCCUUUUGCCAUCGCACGAAUCAUAGCCUUUGGAUGGAUUUGCCACCUCUUCUGAGUCUACUUCAAGAGGAGCCGGACCACAGUGAGCUCCUCAGCACUCCUCCCCGGGAACCUCGAACUCGAGCAGACAAAAUCACAAGCCCUUUCCUUUGUUCCACUUUCAGGUACACCAUCCAGUGCGUUCUCCCAAUCAACAUGUUCCUUGAGAAGAUUUACAUCUUUCUGUGGUUCUGGCACAUCAUGCUCACAGUCAUAACCAUAGCCUCUCUCUUCGGUUGGCUGCGACGCCUCUUUUGGCGUCGUUCGAGGCUCAAAUUUGUGCGACAUUACCUCAAAGUAGUGAGCGCCUUGCCCCCCAUCCUGGAUCCGCGUGAUCGUCAAAGAACGCGACAGUUUGUGGAGGAGUACCUCACCGCAGACGCCUUCUUCCUUAUUCGCCUAAUCGGUGCCAACAGUGGUGACCUUCUGGCCAGUGAAUUGACUAAUGAACUUUGGAUGGGAUUCAUUGGUCGUGCUACCGUUGCUCCGUCUCUUUCUGUACUUCCUCUAUCCUCCACAACACCCGCUCGUCUUUGUCCCAAACAUGCUGCCUGCUCCUGCAAUUAUUGUUAUCUGGGUGAAAAAUCAAAGUCCUACGGUUUUAACGAAGGAUCAAAGUCAGAGGGUCGAACAUUUGGCGUGAAGUACUACCCGGGAGAUAAGAGCACCUCACGACACAAAAUUAGUCCCAACAUUCUCCAUCACUUGCAAAUCUGUCCCUCAUACACUGACUCCCGACGGUGUCCAUGUGAGACCACCGAAACCCCCGAAACGGUAGCCGUGGAGACCGAAAAAUCACUACCCCGUAAAAUUCCCACCGAGAGCAAUAGUGCCAAUCACAACGCCCCCGAGGAUAUUGUAUAG